UUAAAUCCCUAAUAGACCGCAAUUUAAAUGUCCAGAAUUUGAUAAAACCACAGAAAACAUUAAACAUAUAAUCCCCUAUCAAAAGGGCUGGAAAACGUGGCAACAGCCAAGACCGUAGUGUUAUUUAGAGAUAGCUUACGUCAUAGCUGUCACUGUCACGUUGUGUUUUGAAAAAGAGGAAUGCAGAAUAAUGCGAAUGUUGUAAAAAAAAUCGAAUAAAAAAUCGAAAUGGGCGUUAUGGUAAAUAAUGUCGAUAUAUCGGUGAUACCAAGUUGUGAACAAACUAGCGGACAUUGAACAAUGAGUGAAAGAAAAUUUGCCAAAGGUCUAGGGAAACCAGGAACUGCGGCUCAGCUAAGGGAAACAGUCUCUCAAGUAGUUAGGGAAAAUACUGUAAAUAGCAAACCCAAUCUAGUAGACCCUCUGGAUUUCGAACAGUUUCUUAUCAAACACCGGACCGUUCUUCAGAAUGACCCGCAAAGGGAGCUGCUGCUCUAUCCAAACGAUGAUAUUUCCCAAGUGGUUUUACCCCGACGUUGUCGGACAAUGUCGCCCACCCUUCCAUCGGAAACUGAAAUGGAAAACUGCAGUCUCUUUACCAAGCAGUGCAUCAAAAAUUACUCGACGAAUUGGCAGGUAGUUCACUUCCGAUAUGCUCAAUACUCUGGCGGCUAUGCCGAUUUGCCAAAUUUACCCGCUAGCUGUAAUCUCAAUGAGGAAUUGUACGAAAUCGACAUCGACGAGGACUCUGGUGAUAUCAAGUCUAGAUCUGAUAAUAUUACCAAGGAAGGCUGGUUAAUGAAAGGACCAGAAAUUGGAUCUGAAAGAGGAUUUGUAAAUAUGGGCUCCAAGAGCUUCAAGAGAAGAUACUGCUAUCUGAGGCAGGAAGUCGACGGCACGUACAUAUUGGAGAUGUACAAAGAUGAGAAGAAAGGCGAAGCCAAAAUGACGGUUGUUAUGGACUUUUGCACUGAUGUAGUGAAGAAUCUUAAAAGGGGGAGAUACUGUUUCGAGCUGCGAAUGACCGCGGGGCACAAGUCGUAUGUUCUAGCAGCCGAAAAUGAAGGUGACUUCAAGGACUGGCUAACUAAGCUAUUUUCUGUGCUGCAACAGUACAAGCUGCAAGAGGAAAAACGCGCUGCAUCCUUAGAACGAGAGCGCAGCACUCCACCGCCAUCACCCCAAGUGCAGUCUUUCGGCACACUCAAAGGCUUGGAACAGAGCAUGAAUCCUCAACUAAUGAAAUAUGCCCGGGAAACCGAUAUUAGCAUAGCGCUCUCUAGAAAAGAAUCUCGCCAAAAACUCUUCCUCUUAUUUCCCCCUUUGGCCAUGAAUAUGAAGUCGCCAAACUCUAGUCAAGACCACAUAGAACCGUUUAGAGAGGUAUUUGGUAACAGGGUAUUUUUAAAAUGCGAAAACAUUAAGUUAAAGCUGCAAGUGGUUGACGAAAAGGAUAAUCUAUGCCAAGUCGAGCCAUACUACACGUCAUUGUGCCUAUUCGAUGUGAAAAAUGGAAGAAAACUGACUGAACAUUUCCAUUUCGAUGUAAAUAGUGAUAGUAUUCGCACAACGUUUACCAAUAAUGGCUGUAACGAACCGUCACAACCAAAACUAGAUAUUCUGCAGAAAGUCUCAUCAGAAUGGCUGUUGUUUUCUAGACAGGGACUGUUUAAUAUUACAAAUCCCCAUCCCGAUAUAUUUUUGUUCGUUCGAAUAGAGAAGGUGCUUCAAGGUGGCAUUAAUCAGAGCUCGGAACCGUACGUUAAAGCCAAUAGGGAUCCGAAAAUCGGCAUUAAAUGCUACAAAAACAUUGCCACCUGUUGCCAAAGACUGGGAAAAUACCGGAUGCCUUUUGCGUGGACUGCCAGGCCAUUAUACAGGCUUUAUAGCAAUGAAUUAGAUACAGUAUCAGAUUUCCAUGCCAUAUACAGACAGGAAAGUGGCAAAAUGUCCGACGAGGAAGUUCUCAAAAUACUCUCGGACUAUAGAAAGCCCGAUAAGUUUAACAAAUUCACUGUGAUUCCUGGCUCUUUGGAGAUAAAAAUUUCGGCCCUCAGUGAUCUGCCUCCCAAUUGCUUGACUGCUUCCCUGGCCCCGUUAAAGCCCUUUCCCUUACCGCCGACGAAUCAACCGACCUUUGAAAUAACCGAAUUUGAGGGCCAGUCGGAGAAAGACGUGCAUCCGUACACCACAUUCGUUAAUCACAUGUACGUGUAUCCGCAUAGCCUGAACUUCGACACUCAAAAGAUUUUCACCAGAGCCAGAAACAUUGCGUGUGUUGUGGAGGUUCGCGACAGCGACAAUGAAGAAGCCCAGGGCCUGCCAUGCAUUUACGGACGGCCAGGACAGCCACUGUUAGUUUCGAGCAUGUCCUGUGCAGUUUUGCACCACAACACAAUCCCCUGCUGGUACGAAGAAGUGAAAAUCCGUCUGCCCACUAAUAUUCUGUAUUCGCACCAUUUGCUUUUUACUUUCUAUCACAUUUCCUGUGAUCUGACCAAGAAAAGGGAUAACGGUGUCGAAUCGUGCGUGGGAUAUGCGUGGCUACCGCUCUUGCAGAAAGGAAAAUUGAACAUGGAUACUCAGUUAGUUCCGGUGGCUGCUCAUCUUCCUCCGGGAUAUCUAUCAGUACAUCCGUUCGGACUUGGAAAGGGAAAUGCUGGUCCGGAAAUCUCAUGGGUAGACGGGCAAAAGCCGAUUUUCACCGUCGGUUUCAGUCUGGUUUCGACAGUGAAUACCAAAGAUCAACAUCUCUUCAAUUUGUUCGUACAUGCUGAACGUUUGCUGGACCCAAAGCCCGCUGUUGUUCCUUCGGAAUCGGAAACCUGCAAGAUCCUGAAGGCAUUGCAUGCCAUCCAACUGACCACUUUGAUCACCUUUCUGCCCACUUUGUUCAAUCAGCUCUUCGGCUUGUUGGUGGUGACAACCAGCGAGGAAAUCGGCUUGAACAUUAUCAGGGUGAUGAUCAAUUUGGUGAAUAUGCUGUGCGACUACAACAGGAAGGACAUUCUGAACUCUUAUGUGAAAUACAGUUUUGUGUCGUCGGAGACCAAGAAAAACACCACUGUUCAUGAAGAGCUCGCCAAACAUUUGCCGGCUAUCUUGGAUCCGAAUAAUCCCGACUUUUUGGUCAUUAACAAGUUCAUGCAUCAUGCGGACUUUUUCUUUGAGAUUAUGACCAAGAGCAUGACGCAGCAUCUGCUGGCUACUGGCCGAAUAAAAAUGCAGCGUCACGAAAGGUUCUCCCAAGAAUACCUCAGCCAAUUAAACAAUCUCAGUCAAGUGUUGAUAUCAUACGUAUUGAACAAGUACAAGGAAAUGCCACUGGAAACGAAGGAACUGAACCAGAAUUUGGCAAACUUUUUCAAGCGAUGCCUGUCACUAAUCGAUAGAGGAUUUGUUUUUAAGCUAAUCAAAUGGUACAUGGAUAAGUUUAACCCCGGUGAUCCCAGAGUGUUGCAAGAGUUCAAGUUUGCCUUUCUAGAGAUUGUCUGUAACCACGAGCAUUACGUGUCGUUUAAUCUCCCUAUUCAACAGUCGAAACUCAGUCCUAGAAAUAAAUCUCCCGAUCCCCUGGAUGAACUGACCUUAACCGAGACGUUUUGCAAGCAUCACUUUAUCGUCGCAUUACUUUUAGAGGAAGUUAAAACGGCGCUGAACGAAGUCACCUACAUCAGAAGAAUCGGGCUGAACACUUUGCGAAAUCUCAUUGCCAAGCAUGAGCUGGAUGAUCGCUAUCAGAAUAAGGGCCAAAUGGCCAGGAUCGCCUUAAUUUACCUGCCCUGGUUGUCAAUUGCUAUUGAUAAUUUUAAUAGGCUGACGUUGGAGGAGAACGAAGAAAGGGGUGGCGAUAGUUUGAUGAAUCGCAUGUCGUCCAGCAGCUCUUACUUUUUUGGUAAAAGCUCGGCGAGCGAAAGCACGCCGAGGAGUCACAGAUUCACUCUCCACUUGGAUAAGGAUAGUCCAAUGCAUAUACGGAACUCUGCAUUCUUUGAUGCCAUUGCUGGUCAAUCUUUGGUAAAUGGGCAUUCUUUAAGCAUCGACUCAGAUAUCUCUGUUCUGUCGAGCGACGACAAGUCCAUAGCCUCGCAAGACACCACAAUUAUACGCGAAGGCCCCUACAAAAACGGCGGCGGCGAAAAACUGCACGAGCGGAGCACGUCGUCGCAUAUGCCCAGAUACGACAAAUUGCAACCGCCUGAGAUCAAAGAUGUUUUAUUAGCGUUCCUAUUUGUGGUGAAGUAUCUGAACGACGAGCACUUGGUGAUGUGGUGGCAGUCUUUUCCCGAGGCCGACGUCAUUACCUUCUUCAGUGUGCUGGAAGUGAGUCUUCACUGGUUUAAGUACGUGGGGCUGCGGAACGUGACCGUCGUCAAAGCCCCCGAUGCGGAGAAUGUGAAGCCGAAGUCCAAAAAAGCUCACACUUUGCCGGCGCGAAUGAACCCUUCGGAAAUCAAUCACGAGAAUUCCAGCACUUUGGUCAUUCAUACAAACAGGGAGAAUCUGGUUAACAACGAUAAUGAAGUUCACAAGAAACAGCAAGCGAUGUUCGAACAGCAUCUGGCUUCCGAAGUGGGGCUGAUAACAGUGGACUGCAUCGGGCUCUACUCGAUUCAUUUCAAGAAGAAACUCAUGGCCGGCGGCAGCGACAAUGAAGUGAUGAAGAAACUGUUCGAUCUCUUCCUCACCCUGAUUCAGAUCGGGCAGAGCGAGAACUUGUUCAAGCACGUGUUUGCAGCCUUGCGGGCUUUUAUCAACAACUAUUCAAGCUUAUUUUUCCAAGGCAACGCAGUGUUAUGCGGGAAACUGUGCUACGAACUCCUAAAAUGCUGUAACAGUAGAGUGGCUUCAAUCCGGCAGGAAUCCUGCGCCCUUCUCUAUCUGCUGAUGCGAAGCAAUUUCGAGUUCACGAACCGAAAGGGUCUGACUAGGGUGCAUUUGCAAGUCAUCAUUUCAGUGUCGCAAAUGUUGGGCAACAUUGUCGGCUUGAACAAUGCGCGGUUCCAAGAAAGUUUGUCGCUCAUCAACAGCUACGCUUCAAGCGAUAAGGCGAUGAAAGGAACUGGAUUUCCUACGGAAGUCAAGGACUUGACCAAGCGGAUUCGCACGGUGCUGAUGGCCACAGUGCAGAUGAGGGAGCAUCAUCAGGAUCCGGAAAUGCUGGUCGAUUUGCAGCACAGUCUGGCCAACUCGUAUGCUUCCACCCCCGAGUUGCGGCACACCUGGUUGGAAACUAUGACAAGAAACCAUGUGAAAGAUGGCAAUUUUUCUGAGGCUGCUUGUUGCCAGUUGCACAUCGCAGCCCUAAUGGCCGAGUAUCUCAAACUAAAAAAGAUCCAGUCGUGGGGCGCUGAGGCCUUUUCCAGCAUAUCCUCGAACAUCCCCAAAGACGAGAAGGGUUUGAAACUAGACUCGGGGGUUCAGGACAUUCAGUACACCGAGUUCAUUUUGCUGGAGCAGCUGGAAACUUGUGCGGAAUUCCUGGACAAGGCCGAGCGCUAUGAAGUGAUGGGGGAACUGUUCAAGCUGAUUAUCCCGUUGUAUGAGAAAAAGCGCAACUAUGAACAGCUGAAGAAGUGUUACCAGAACCUGGCGCUAAACUACGAGAAAGUCAUCGAAGUGAAUCGGACGGGCAGGAGGUUGUUGGGCAGAUAUUACCGAGUCGGUUUCUACGGAAGUUCCUAUUUCGAGGACGAAAGCGCCAAGGAAUAUGUGUACAAAGAACCGAAAGUAACUUCGCUAAGCGAAAUCUCCGAGCGACUGGAGCGGCAGUAUUUGGAGAAAUUCGGAGCUGAUACCGUGAAGAUGAUCCAGGACUCCACACCGGUGGUCCAAAGCGAGUUGGAUCCCAAAUUCGCCUACAUCCAAGUCACCCACCUGACGCCCUACUUUGAAAAGGUGCAAAUCGAGGACAGGCAAACGGAGUUCGAUCAAAACCACAACGUCAGCACCUUCAUGUAUGAAACACCUUUUACGAAAGACGGCAAAGCGCGAGGAAACCCAGAAGAGCAGUGGAAGCGCCGAACGAUACUGAAAACAACCUACACUUUUCCUUACGUGAAGAAGAAAAUCCCCAUUGAGUCAAGGAAAAUUCUGGAAAUGAAGCCCAUCGAAGUGGCGAUCGACGAGAUGCAGAUCCGCGUGGCUGAGUUGGAGGACGUGGUUUUUACCCAACCUACUGACGCAAAGAAACUGCAACUAAGACUGCAAGGGAGUGUUUGCGUUCAAGUAAACGCCGGGCCUUUGGCGUAUGCCACUGUUUUCCUGGAUCCUUCACUCUCCAAUAUGUAUCCAGAUGAUAAAGUCGAGGAACUCAAAGACAUUUACAGGGAAUUUCUCAAAAUCUGCUACUCGGCGCUACAAAUCAACGCCAAAUUGGUCGCUCAAGACCAGCAAGAGUAUCAAGAAGUGCUGAGGCAAAACUACAAAAAAUUGUGCACAUCACUUUCCACAUUAUUCGGGGAAUCUUUGUGGCCGCAUGACGAUAUGGGCAGUUUCAAGAGGAACAGCAUGGCGGUGUUUAGCCCAGUGAGUGGAGCAUCGCAAAACUCCAGCACAGCAUAAGUAGAAAAAUGUCCAGUGGUUUUGCAGGAUUGUAUUGUAGGUAAAUUUUAUCGUUAACUUAUUAUAAUCGCCACUUUCAUAUGGAACCUGCAGUGGAGUAGACAAACGCGUGGCUUGUCGCGCUUUUUCAAUGUUAAGUUCUGCGAUUCACUGAAGUUUAGUUAGUUAAUAACUCCAACUCUUGUACAUAUUGAAGUUUUCUGGAGGUUUCCAAAAUUUCCACUUGCAGCAAGGGAUUUUUUGUUUUCAAUGAAUCGGAUCGGUUUUGCCAUAUUACGCGUACAUUUACAGGGCCUGGAUGGUUCAUUGAAUAUGUACAGCCGCGAAAGCUUCGCAAAAUUCCUCUCUAUAUUGUUGUAAUUAAUUCUACUUAAUAGUCAUUUCGGACGAUUCUGCGAUCUAAGCGGUUAUUUUGUUUUCGAUAUUUUAAUAGUGUUAUAUAGUUUAUAAGUUGAGCGUGAUUUGUUUCAAGUUUUCCAAAAAAAUUGUUUCUAUUGACUAUUACGUUGUUUAGUUUAUUCGAUAAAUUUUCUUUUUGUUGUUCAGUGGCAAUUCGAUAUUCAUUUCCUGAAAGUUGAUGCCUUCCAGAGGUCAAUUUCAGUGCUUCAGCGAUUUGCUAGGGCACACAACAUUGUCUAAUUAUCUGUUACUCGUUUGAUGUAUGUAUUGUCGACCCGUAAAUCUGUAGCGUUGUAUGUAUUUUACUCAGGAAAUUAGGGCUUUAAGAGAUUUAUUGUUUAGUGUACCUAUUGAAUUUGUCGAGAAAAAAACAGUUCCAAAACAUUGUGCGCCCAUAAAAUAUAGCACGUUAAGUAUCGAAAA
Messenger RNA from Dendroctonus ponderosae (mountain pine beetle), 7386 nucleotides. It is a transcript of the gene Ziz, whose product is annotated as dedicator of cytokinesis protein 9. The record is from RefSeq and is a predicted model, not a curated record. Gene Ontology annotation, molecular function: guanyl-nucleotide exchange factor activity. The transcript is spliced from 19 exons. Lineage: Eukaryota; Metazoa; Arthropoda; Insecta; Coleoptera; Curculionidae. Gene Ontology annotation, biological process: positive regulation of GTPase activity; small GTPase-mediated signal transduction. The coding region runs from base 301 to 6564 and encodes 2087 amino acids.